UCACGCUUCCAUCUCUAGUUCAAAGCAAAAAAGAAAUGCAUUGGCAUUCUGCGGAUAAUUAAAAAUCAAUUAUUGCAGCGAACGCACAGUCUGGGCCCACAAGAAAACAGCAAGAGCCAACUAAGCAAGGAGUCCAUAUGUUGAGACCAAAGUAACUGCCGAAGAUUCCACAGUUGUUCCACUUUUUGGGGUAAAUCCGCUUAUCCAUCAAAGUGUGCCAACGACACCCCACCCACCCAGAAAAUUGAGUAAAACGUCAGCGGAAGUGGCGUAGAGACACAGAGCACGCUCCACUGGCCACAGGCCUCGCCUUACACUGGAAUUGGCCGAGAACAGUUUACCAGCAUGCACCUCAGUGCGGACAUAUCCAGCGCCCUGCAGCAGAUGGAGGCUGUGAAAAAGGGCAUCGAUGAGUCCGACGAUCCCAAGCUGCAGAUGCAGACGGCAGAGAGCCUGAACACCAUCCUGGGCAUUCUGCAGGACCCCGUCUUUCGCACCAUCGUCCAUGUACAGGAUUCGCUGUCUGAACUUAAUGCCCAACUGGGCCAGCACCCGUCCAUGCUGCCCAACGACUUUGAUAUCGAUGUGGCUGGCAAUCUUGUCCUUAGCCUCAAUGGCGGCGAGGUGAUGUAUGACUUUGACGAGCAGCGUUCUUCGUCCCAGUCCCAUUCCGCACCCGGAAGCCCGGACAAGUCUGUGGGAACUGGUGAAGAACGUCGCCCGCAGAGCCAGAACUCCAAAGGAGCCGUCGGAGCGGAUUUGUAUGCUACGGACUACGCCCAGAUUCAAGCUAUUGAACUGGUGAACGAUGGCACGGGCCUGGGAUUUGGCAUUAUUGGAGCUCGAAAUUCUGGAGUGAUAGUUAAAACCAUCCUUUCUGGCGGAGUGGCCGAUAGAGAUGGUCGCUUGCGCUCUGGAGAUCAUAUUCUUCAGAUUGGAGACGUCAAUCUUCAUGAAAUGGUGUCGGAGCAGGUGGCCGCCGUGUUGCGUCAGUCGGGAACCCACGUCCGCCUCGUUGUAGCUCGUCCAAUCGAGCAUAACUUACCCACGCCUCAGUAUGCCUUGGAGCCAGGCACUGCUGUUGUGCCAACUCGCGUGCUCGUCGAUCCAGUCGAGUUGGAGCGAUACCUCAUAUCCACCGGCUAUCCGGAGAUCUUUGGCGAGAGCUCCACGGCUUCCACCCCCCAGACCACAACUGAGGAUGAUCGAUUUGUCUACAGGGGCGAGACCUCAAUGCUGAUUGAUCCGAGCAUCGGCCUUGAUGAGUUAUUAGCGCUGCCCGAGACGGAGAAGCUGCAGGUAGAACUAAAAAAAGACGCCAACGGAUUGGGAAUCACCAUCGCCGGUUAUGUGUGCGAAAAGGAGGAGCUGUCCGGAAUCUUUGUAAAGAGUGUGUCUCCAGGAUCAGCAGCAGAUCUGAGUGGAAGGAUCCGAGUAAACGAUCGGAUUAUCGAGGUAGAUGGCCAGUCGCUGCAAGGCUACUCCAACCACCAGGCCGUUGAGCUUCUCAAGAAGUCGGGCCAGGUGGUAAACUUGCGGCUGGAGCGGUACCUAAGAGGUCCCAAGUUUGAGCAACUACAGCAAGCAAUUGCAGCCAACGAUAAACUGCCCUCCAGUGCCCCUGGAACGCCUUCAAGGGCUCCACUGCCGACGCCCGUGGCUACAACGUCCUCGGCGACCACAACACCUUCAAGGAGUCUUACGCGAGAAUUGGAAGAAGAGGCUUUGCCUGCCCCAGAAGCCUUCAUGACCUCUCCUCCCUCGGCUACCACGCUGACCACUACUACUUUGAGCUCCUUUGGAGCGGGAAAACAACUAGUAGCUGUGCGAGAUUCAUUGGAUGGCUCGACGAAGAUAAUACCCACGGAAGUAGUACCUUUGGCGGAAAAAACUGAGGCUAAAAACAGUGGCUUAAUCACCCGCCACAAGUAUUAUACGGAUCCGGAGCUCACUGACGAUGUGGAGUCGGAGAUUGUUCGCAAGUGGCUAAAGAUUGUUGGUUCCGAUGUGGAGGUUAUUGUAGCGCAGAUCAAGAAGUUCGCCGUCGGCGGCUUGGGAAUCUCUCUGGAGGGCACCGUCGAUGUUGAGGGUGGAAGGGAAGUUCGCCCGCACCAUUAUAUACGUUCCAUCCUACCCGACGGACCAGUUGGAGUCAAUGGAGUGCUCCGCUCGGGAGACGAGCUUUUGGAGGUGAAUGGCGAACGCCUCCUUGGGAUGAACCACCUGGAGGUGGUUGCUAUUUUGAAGGAGCUACCGCUGGACGUACGCAUGGUCUGUGGGCGAAAUAGAAACACAUCGCUGCUGCCUUUCUCCGAUGACACCCUGAAAAAGCUGAGCAACAACUUUGAGAAUCUCUUGCCUGCCACCGAUCGCCUUGUCAAAGCUAAAUCAGAUGGUAGCCUAGCCACUGCAGGAUCUAUGGCUGAUGGAGACUCGGUAGCUGCCGCAGCCGCAUCUUUCAGCAAGCUCAAGUCGCGCUCACUGGAGCCUCUCACUGGCUUAGCGAUGUGGUCCUCCCAGCCGCAAAUCAUCGAACUGGUCAAGGGCGACCGCGGUCUUGGAUUUUCUAUACUGGACUAUCAGGAUCCGUUGGAUCCCAAUGACACCCUGAUAGUGAUUCGGUCUUUGGUGCCAGGUGGAGUGGCGCAGUUGGAUGGACGGCUGAUACCUGGCGACAGAUUACUGUUUGUGAACUCCAUUAAUCUGGAGAACGCCUCGUUGGAUCAGGCUGUACAAGCACUAAAGGGAGCUCCCAAAGGAGUGGUCCGUAUAGGAGUGGCCAAACCAUUGCCGAUGACCGACAACUCAUUGAAGGCCUGCAGCAACGCGAGCACCACCAGUGAGGAGACUCUGGAUGCUCAGCAGUCGCCACCCGCACUGCCCACGGCUGCUCCUCCAGCUAUGCCAAACACUGCCACCAGGGGAGUUGAGCCAGAUUUGAUCCCUGACUGGCGGAAUUAGAGAAACGACAGUAUAAUUUAACCAUUCCAGGCAGCUGAAUAUUUUCAUUGGAAACUGGUCAUAUUCGUGCCUGCCAAGGCAAAAAUGUUAUGCAUAUUAUUGUUUGUCCCUUCAGAAACGAGCAUUCCACAAGCAUGCAAUAUCUACAUACCCCUAGUAUUAGCAAAUCAAUAUUAACAAGGUAUUUCAAGAGUGUAUGUACUUAAAUAAAUUAAACAAUGUACCUUCA
This is a messenger RNA of Drosophila bipectinata, 3190 nucleotides long. It is a transcript of the gene Patj, whose product is annotated as patj crumbs cell polarity complex component. Gene Ontology annotation, molecular function: protein binding. The record is from RefSeq and is a predicted model, not a curated record. NCBI's taxonomy places the organism in Eukaryota, Metazoa, Arthropoda, Insecta, Diptera, Drosophilidae.